Chelonoidis abingdonii (Abingdon island giant tortoise) is the source of this 565-nucleotide messenger RNA. The record is from RefSeq and is a predicted model, not a curated record. NCBI's taxonomy places the organism in Eukaryota, Metazoa, Chordata, Testudines, Testudinidae.
AUGGUUCUGCUAUUGCCAGCGCUGAGGCAGCCGAGCCCGCUGUGGGCUGUAGAGCGGGAUGUGGCGCGCGCCGUGGAGCUGCUGGAGCGCUUGCAGCGAAGUGGGGAACUGCCCCCCCACAAACUGCAGGCUUUGCAGCGGGUUCUGCAGAGCAAGUUCUGCUCAGCCAUCCGUGAGGUCUAUGAGCAGCUCUAUGACACUCUGGAGAUCGCGGGCAGCGCCGAGAUCCGGGCCCAUGCCACAGCCAAGGUACAGCCCCCCCGGGGACCCCCCACCCCGAGAGCCGGGCCUGGGCACCGCCCCCCCUGGGGACCCCCGAGAGCCGGGCCUGGGCACCGCCCCCCCUGGGGACCCCCGAGAGCUGGGCCUGGGCACUGCCCCCCCCGGAAGCCCCCCAGCCCGAUAGCCGGGUCCAGGCACCGCCCCCCCCAGGGACUGCCAGUUCUGAGCACCACCCUCCCCUUGAGAGCCAGGCCCAGGCACCGCCCUGCCCCGGGGACCCUCGAGAGCCACGCCCAGCUACCGCCCCCUCGGGGACCCCCCCACCCCCAAAACCCAGGCCUAG